This is a messenger RNA of Microplitis mediator, 3111 nucleotides long. RefSeq lists its product as uncharacterized. Lineage: Eukaryota; Metazoa; Arthropoda; Insecta; Hymenoptera; Braconidae. Gene Ontology annotation, cellular component: plasma membrane. The transcript has 12 exons. Gene Ontology annotation, biological process: detection of chemical stimulus involved in sensory perception of smell; sensory perception of smell. Gene Ontology annotation, molecular function: olfactory receptor activity; odorant binding. The record is from RefSeq and is a predicted model, not a curated record. Bases 589 to 3111 code for a protein of 840 amino acids.
AACUUGAGUAUGUUUUUUUAUGUGAAGCUGUAAUUUAAAAAAUGCUAAUUAUUGUAAUUGAAUAUUUCUGUGUUAGUUUUAAUUUUUGAAAUUUAAAAAAUUUAAAUAUGAAAGUACGUCAGAAAUUUGUGAGAAAUAAUUUUUUAUGUUCAGAGUCUUAUCAGUCUUGAUGUAACAGAAGUAAAAAUUGAAAUGACACUCAGCUAUUGGAUAGAGGACAGAAGACAUGUCGCAUGCAGUCUGCGCAAUCUCUUUCGUGUCAUUUAUUAUUUACCACCACUCGAGGUUCAAUUUUUUCCCUCUUAUUACGGCAGCCUAAAAUUAUCCAUACUUCAAUUUUACCAUUUCUAUGAUAAAUAAUUCUCUUUGUUCUAAUAAAUGUGAAGAUCGAAAUUUCUUCGAAAAUCUAAAUGUCGUUUCACCCACUACUUAGUUUAAUAAGAAAGAAAAAUAAAACGCAGAAGAAUUGAUGCAUUGUAAUAUGAACUUUCUUAGAUGUUUGAAAUUUCUUUGAUCUGAAAUAACUUUCAUCUUUUGCAAAAGUCGCAGUACUUCUACAUAGUCAUUAUUCUAUCGCGUACUAUUGAAAUGGAAAAGAAGACUAUAAAUGACCACACGUCCAUAAGACUUAUGCGUCUUUGUAUGAACGGAAUCGGUAUAUGGAGUAUCGAGAAACCGCGAGAUGAAAUAAUUUCAAAUAUUGUAAUAUUUUACACGGUCGCUACCUUAGUUGUCGGAUUAAUUGUCGAAACUACAGAUAUUUAUUACUGUUUAGGUGAUUUACGCGAAAUGUCUUAUGUUGCACCGUGUUUAUUAAAUGUAAUUGUUGAAUUAUUUCUGAUGGGCACAUUUAUAAUUAAUCGAAGUGAAGUUAUCGCUUUUAGUGAUUAUACAAUUCGUGAAUUUUGGAGUAUUCCUUACGUUGAUUCGGAACGUAAAGUAUUGGAUGAUUGUAAUAAAAAAAGUGUUAAAAUAAUUAUUGCUUUCAUCAUCGUAAUACAACUUGUUGUUUGGCAAUAUAUAACUAUUCCGAUAGUAGAAUCUUAUGGCAAAAAUGCAUCCGAAAGAACUUUACCUUAUAAUUUAUGGUUUACAUUUAUUCCAUUCAAAGAAACACCAUAUUACGAAAUAUGUUUUUUUUUACAAUCAGCUGCAACAUUAACUACUGGCGUUUGUGCAACGGCAUUUGCAACAUUUUUAUUUACAAUAAAUAUUUAUGCCACUGGACAAUUUAAAAUUUUACAACGACGAUUGGAAACGUCCUGUCAAGUUUACAAUAUUGAAAAAAUAAAAUCAGUUGAGCAAAUAAGUUUAAUAGCUGAAGAAUCUUAUGCUAAUCUUCGAAAGUGUGUUGAAUUACACAACGUACUGCUUCAAUACAUGACAAGAGUUGAAAAUCUUUAUUGUCAAAUAAUGUUAGUUGAAACACUGGCCUGUGUUUUUCUCAUUUGUUUAACUGGGUUUCAAAUAGUUCUGGGAGUUGAUAGUUCUAUUCUUCGGACAUCGCGGAGUGCUCUUUAUUUUUGCUGUUUAGUAACUCAAUUACUUUUGUAUUCUUGGUCAUGUCAUGAAAUAAUUAUCGAAAGUUUGGAAGUCGCUGAAGCGGCUUAUCGGGCUUAUUGGUACAGUUUAUCUUGGUCAAAGUAUGGAAAAUCAUUCAGACAAGCUUUGUUAAUUAUUAUUGCAAGAUCACGCAGACCAUGUGUUUUAACGGUCGGAAAAUUUGUUCCAAUGUCUCUCGAAACGUUUACUUCAGUUUUCAAUUCGGCUUUAUCGUAUUUUACGAUCUUACGACAAAUGGAUGAAGAAAUAGAAAAUUUUUUGCAAAAGUCUCGGCACUUCUCUGCAGUCAUUAUUCGAUCGCGUAUUACUGAAAUGGAAAAGAAGACUAUUAGCCACCACGCGUCGAUAAAACUUCUGAGUCUCUGUAUGAACGGAAUCGGUAUGUGGAGUAUCGCGAAACGGCGAGAUAAAAUUAUUUCAAAUAUGAUGAUAUUUUGGACUAUCGCUACUUUAAUUGUUGGACUUAUAAUCCAAGCGCCUGAUAUGUACUACAAUUUAGGAGAUUUACGCGAAAUGUCUUAUGUUGCACCGUGUUUAUUAAAUGUAAUUGUUGAAUUAUUUAUGAUGGCCAAAUUUAUAUUUAAUCGAAGUGAAGUUAUGGCUUUCAAUGCUUAUACAUAUCGUAAAUUUUGGAGUAUUCCUUACGUUAAUUCGGAACGUAAAAUAUUGGAUGAUUGUAAUAAAAUUAGUGUUAAAAUAAUUAUUGGUUACAUCAUCGUAGUACAACUUGUUGUUUGGCAAUAUAUAACUAUUCCGAUAGUAGAAUCUUAUGGCAAAAAUGCAUCCGAAAGAACUUUAAUUUAUAAUAUAUGGUAUACAUUUAUUCCAUUCAAAGAAACACCAUAUUACGAAAUAUGUUUUUUUUUACAAGCAAUUGCAACAAUAACGACUGGUGUUUGUGCAACGGCAUUUGCGAUAUUUUUAUUUACAAUAAAUAUUUAUGUCACUGGACAAUUUAAAAUUUUACAUCAACGGUUGGAAACGUCUUGUCAAGUUUACAAUAUUGAAAAAAUGAAAUCAGUUGAGCAAAUAAAUUUAUUAGCUGAAGAAUCUUAUGCUAAUCUUCGGAAGUGUGUUGAAUUACACCUUGUACUACUUCAAUACAUAACAAGAGUUGAAAAUCUAUAUUGUCCAAUAAUGUUAGUCGAAACGCUGUCCUGUGUUUUUCUCAUUUGUUUAACUGGGUUUCAAAUACUUCUGGGAGUUGAUAGUUCUAUUCUUCGGACAAUGCUAAGUGCUGUUUAUUUUGUCGGUUUACUAAUUCAGUUACUUUUGUAUUCUUGGUCAUGUCAUGAAAUAAUUAUCGAAAGCUUAGAAGUCGCUGAAGCGGCUUAUCGGGCUUAUUGGUACAGUUUAUCUUGGUCAAAAUAUGGAGAAUCAUGCAGACAAGCUUUGUUAAUUAUUAUUGCAAGAUCACGCAGACCAUGUGUUUUAACUGUCGGAAAAUUUGUCCCAAUGUCUCUUGAAACAUUCACUUCAGUUUUCAAUUCGGCUUUAUCCUAUUUUAUGAUCUUACGACAAAUGGAUGAAGAAAUAGAAAAUAAUUAA